AUGGCUCACGAUCGUUCCUCACCCACGCCCAGUGACGAUGGCGGCAAUGGCACGGUGGUAUCAUCCAUCCAUAGCAAACAGCAAGAAAAUGUGAUCAACAACGAUGAUGAUGAUAUGCAGCAGCAGCAAUCCAAACGUUCAUUCUUUACCAAUCUUCCUCCAUGGGUCAAAAAGCUACAUCUCGGCAUUGUGUACUUUGGUCUAUUCGUCACCAUGCUCAUGAUCGCUCUCCAGGCAACAGUGAUCGCACCAGCCAUGACAAAAAUUGCAACCGAUAUGGACGAUGUCGGCAAUCAAACAUGGGUUGCGACAGCGUACCUUAUUGGCAUGAUCAGUCUUCAGCCGCUUGCUGGCAAGUUUUCCGACAUUUUUGGAAGAAAGCCAAUGGUCUUGAUGGGGUUAUUCUUCUUCAUUGCUGGAUCAUUGAUAUGUGCACUUGUCCCAAGCAUGAAUGGAUUUAUCGCAGGUCGAGCUAUCAGUGGUGUUGGAGGUGGAUCCAUCAUGGCAUGCAUGUUUAUCAUCGCAACCGAUAUCACCCCAAUGAAAUACAGACCACGUAUCAACUCAGCUCUCAGUGGAAUGUAUGGAUUAUCUUCUGUGGUUGGCCCAUUGAUUGGUGGCGCUUUCGUGGACAAUCUAACGUGGCGCUGGGACUUUUGGCUAAACAUUAUCCUCGGCGGAAUUUCCUUCACCAUCCUUGGCUUCUUUUUCCGUGAAUCAAACACGACAUUACGCCAAAACGAGUCGUUAUGGGACAAAAUCAAGCGUAUUGAUGCAUUAGGCACUAUACUUGUCAUUGCUACCAUCUCUUGUCUACUAUGUGCAUUGAAUUGGGGACCUAUGUAUGGUUGGGGUGAUGGCCAUGCGGUUGGUACCUUUGUUGCUUCAGGAGUCUCUUUUAUCGCGCUUGUUUUUGUCGAAGUCAAGGUGGCCAAAGAACCGAUUCUUCCUCCAAGGCUACUAAAGAACCCCAAGGUGCUCGUAUUUUACUUUUAUAUAUGUUGUCUUGGUCUCGGUUUCGUGGGAACACUCUUUUAUGGCCCUAUCACCUUUCAAGCUGUAUUUGGUGCAGAUUCAACACAAUCCGGUAUUCGCUUGAUGCCGUAUAUGGGUGCUCUUAUUGUUGGCGCCAUUGGCGGUGGACAGCUGUUGCAGCGAUAUCCGUAUCCCAAGUUUUACAUUAUGGUAGGCAGCUCAUCUGCCUUGCUAGGAUUUGGCCUCUUCCAAUUGACAAACGAGCAUUCAAAUUGGGGUUUUCAAGCUGGAUUUUUCGCAUUCGCAGGUCUCGGGUUCGGCUUAUCUCAGCAAAAUACCAUUCUUGCCGUGCAAACAGUGGCUGACAAGGAGUACAUUGCUAUUGCUACAGCUUUGGUGAACUUUGCACUGCUACUUGCUCCAUCCAUUGGUCUUGCUGUGUAUCAAGCCAUAUUCUCAGCUUUCAUCAAGGCACAAUUCAGCGUAUUACCAGCCGAUGUACUUGAGGUCGCAAACCGUUAUGGUGUCAUGAAGAACUAUCUAUACAUUCGAAAUUUGCCUGUGGAGUACCAGCCACCCGUUAUCCACGCAUACAUGGAAGCACUCAGUGAUGUGUUUAUUCCACCGAUUGUGGCUUCCGGUAUUGCAGUCAUUCUGGCAGUGUUAGCUCCCAAUGUAAGGUUUGGAGGACCACGUCCGCCAAAGUCGCCUGCCGAUCAGGACCUUGAAGCAUCCAAAGAGAAGCAAGAAGGACCUGCAAGGAAAGAAGAAACAACCUCAUAG
This is a messenger RNA of Lichtheimia ornata, 1758 nucleotides long. RefSeq lists its product as uncharacterized. Gene Ontology annotation, molecular function: transmembrane transporter activity. The transcript has 13 exons. NCBI's taxonomy places the organism in Eukaryota, Fungi, Mucoromycota, Mucoromycetes, Mucorales, Lichtheimiaceae. The coding region runs from base 1 to 1758 and encodes 585 amino acids. Gene Ontology annotation, biological process: transmembrane transport. The record is from RefSeq and is a predicted model, not a curated record. Gene Ontology annotation, cellular component: membrane.